ACAUUCGAGAGACAUCUUUACAGAACUGAGCACUUCCUGCUGCUUUAUAUAAAGUAGUGUUGAGAACAUCAGGACCUGCAGAGCAAACAGCAUCUGACCUCAGCUUUCCAUCAGUGAGUCAGCAGUCAGCAUGUCAGAGAGGAUGUUCAUCUCCCAGAGAGGCUGAAACGAACUAAACUUUUAUGUGGUUUUAACCUCAUGUCCAGCCCUGUGCUUCACCAGCAGCAAGAAGCAACAAUGAGGCUACUAAGCAUGAAGACGUCUCUGGCUCUACUGUGGGGGAUUUCUGUUUUGCUUUCAAUGGAGUCCAUGAGUGCUUCGAUCCCAGGGACCAGAAACAGUACAUCAACCCCUGAACCGGAGGAGACAACCAAGGAGAUGAUCAGUGCACCUCACACUGACACUCACACACCUGCGGAGGUUAGUGUUGCUGCACCAGCAGAGACCACUGCGUCACCCAGAGUGGCAGAGGCAAACAUCACUCACAGAAGUGACAGCACAAACAGCGCCUCUGGUUUGGUUGCCAUGAACACUGUGGCAGCAGUGACAAGCAGCUCAGGUCCACCAUUGCCUCAUACCACUGCAGCAGUGACCACAGCUGCAGGUGCAACACAUCCUUCCCACAACACGACAAUCAUAGAGACAGCGAUCCCUACAGUGAAUCAGAUACAUCAGCAAUCACCCACCACUGUUCCUGCAACAGCUCCUGUAGCAGCUUCAGCAACAGUGGCCGUGUCUUCGCCGCAGCACACACCCACCACUGAGCCUGAAGUCACAUCCAAGUUAGCUUCCCCCACCUCUCCUGCUAAUUCUACUCUGGCUCCAGUCUUCAUCCAGACCCUCAGCGAUCCCUCAGCCUCUACUACAACCAUAAUGACCCCUAACCCCACCUCUGAGACAGCGCUAGUGUUCGACUCCACAAAAAGUGAGACAUCCACUAACAGUACCGACCUUUUGACUACACGGCACGUUUCUGUGACGAGAACCCCCAUCUCCACAUCAGCUGGUUCAGCAGAGUCAAGCUCUACCACUCAGUCUCACCCCACCUCAUUCUCACCGAACUCCACCAGCAGUGCUUCUACCCCCACUGUUUCCACCACCAAUGUUUCCAGCACCAGUGUCUUCCCCACUAAUGACUCAAACCCCAAUGUCACCGCCACUGAUGUCUUCACCACCGAUGACUCAAACGCCACUGUCUCCACCACUGAUGUUCCCACCACCAAUGCCUCCACCAGUCCUGCAGGAAUCUUGAUCCCUCAUGUGACCAAGAGGUUGCCAGUCCCAACCACCAAACCAGCUCCGGCAACCACAGCAGCACCUCGUGAAGUCUCAAAGAGCACCGAGGCCCAACCCUGCUCCCCCCGAGGCUUAGUGAAGAAAUGCCUCAUCGCCGUUUCCUCCCUGGCUGCGCUGGCCACCAUCUUCAUGGUGACUACCAUCAUCCUCUGCACUAAGCUGUCAGCAAGGAAGUACAAGGUCAGGAAACCUCAGCCGGCCACGGAGAUGAUGUGCAUCUCGGCCCUGCUGCCCGAGAGGACUCACACCUACACGAGACAACACAAUCCAGUCAGUAACGGAGUCCUGGUGAUCCACGGUGGUGCAGACAGUGACGAGGACAUAGGAGAUAACCUCACCCUCAGCAGCUUUCUUCCAGAGAAUGACCGCUUUGUUUAAACGGAAAUAUGAUUAUUGUCAUCAUCAGACCUCUGAUAAGACUGAUUUGUCUGAUGUCAGUGACGCAGAAAGAGUUGCUGUUUGGAUACACUCAUGCUUCCCCUUUGAUGUUGGUGGUUAGGCAUCGCUGCACGCCCUAUUCCUCUGGAGGAAGAGAUACAAAACCAACAAACACACACAGAAAAGUUGUUACGUUUUCAUGUUCAGGUACCAUUAACCCCAUGGGGCGUUCUGUGACGUCAGGCCAUCAAGUGCGUAUUUACAGGCAAGACUUAAGACUUUUUGCAUAAUUUCACACUCACCCUCCACUAGAAACUUUAAGUUAGGAUGAGGAGAGAGAUCAAAGAUUUUUUUUUUUAACAUCCUGAACUGAGCACCGAUGGUAUUUCACUUAGCGACGGGAGACAGGAAGGCUUGUUUUGUCAGGGGAUUACUGUUCUUCACAGACACUGUUCAGUUCACAGAUGCUAUUCUGGCUGCAUUGAGGCUUCAUUGUGUGAACGCUGUAAUAUGAUUAAUGGUAAACGGUAUGUGGCUCUGUUUAUGUGCACGUAGAGAUGCAGCUUCUGUAUUGUGAUAAUUUAUUUAACUAAUGUCCUUUUUAACGGCUUGGUAAUGCUUUAUUUUACAGGUCUGGUAUUGCAAUUAUGCGCAAGAACUAUGUAAUUUGGUACAACGUUUCAGCGAAAUAGAGACAAAGUACAGCAAAUAUUAGUUUAGUUAGUUGUGUAUAUCCUUGAAAAUACCACUCAUUUUAAAGCCAAGAAGAUUUAUUCAAAAAAGAGUAGCUUAACAUUUAAUAAGAACUGAUUACUGAUAGUUUACCGGUUGAACACAUUCUGUAUUUUUGCCCAUAAUUACUGCCGCCACCUUCAAGACUUCAGACCUGUAAAAUGAGGGGUUAUCAAAGAUUUGGCUGUAGAUAAAGUUUGUGCUGAAAAUGUUCUACAUAAGAGCUGAAGUGAAAAACAAAGACGAGAGGAACAAAAAAGUGAAACCAUAUAUCGCAAAAUGGCUCUGGGUUUUUUUCUAGGUGAAAAAAGGUGUUCCAUUAUGUGCCUCUGAAUUGUAAACAGUCAUAAUAAAACUGAGCACUCUGUGGACUAAGUCA
Epinephelus lanceolatus (giant grouper) is the source of this 2785-nucleotide messenger RNA. RefSeq names its product selectin P ligand (gene selplg). Gene Ontology annotation, cellular component: plasma membrane. NCBI's taxonomy places the organism in Eukaryota, Metazoa, Chordata, Actinopteri, Perciformes, Serranidae. The record is from RefSeq and is a predicted model, not a curated record. Gene Ontology annotation, biological process: leukocyte tethering or rolling.